Molecule: messenger RNA, 1548 nt
Organism: Chrysemys picta bellii (western painted turtle)
Lineage: Eukaryota; Metazoa; Chordata; Testudines; Emydidae
Gene: IFTAP
Product: intraflagellar transport associated protein
Biological process (GO): spermatogenesis; acrosome reaction
Cellular component (GO): cytosol; 9+0 non-motile cilium
Molecular function (GO): intraciliary transport particle A binding
Source: RefSeq, a predicted model, not a curated record
AAAGAUAUGCCUGUUUGACUGUCAUGGUCAUGGAUGAUGGAAAAGCAACCGUCAAACAACAGUGUCCUUGAUCAGUUUAUUAAUAGCCAGGAACAGACAUAUGAAGAAUUUCUCAGCACGUUCACUUAUCUUUGGAAAGGAACAAGACCAAUACUGGCAUCCUACUGACGGUUGUCCACCAAGCAGCAAGUGUUUCCUAGUGUAAUUUCCCGCAUCCAAUGGGUUUUCAGGAAUGCUUUGGAAAACCAAACCAGGAACAUGCCAGCAGAGGGUGAUCUGCAGUCUGCCCUAAGAGGUGAAAAUGAAAAGCCGAGUAUCUGAAAUGGAUUCCAUAGAAAAUACAUUUUCAAUGCUUGAGUUGUCAAACAGAAAUAAACAGAAUGUCUCUCCUGUAAGAAACAAAGAGCCAUCAGUGUCUCUCUCAUCACAGACUGUGGAUGAAGACCAGAUAAUGAUGGGUGAAGGCUGGAAAGUUGGCUGCUCUAACCAAGGUGACCUCAGUCUGGCAAGAAGAGUGAAGGUGGACAAUUACUUGGAGUUGGAAGAUUUUGACACAGAUGAUGAAUUCGGUCAAGGGACAUAUAGUGCAGGGUCAUUAGUGUUUCCAGGAGAGGUGGAACAGACAGCGACUUGCUAUACACCUUCCUUUGAUCAGCCUACUAAUCUGGAGUUCGGGACCUUGUCAAUUACACAACCAUCAAUCAGCAAAACACAAGAGCUCUGUGGGGAUGAAGUUCAGCUGUUCUCCCUUGAUGAAGAAUUUGACUAUGACAGUGUGGCAUUGACCCCCAGGUUCUCUGAGGCUGAGAUGAAGGCCAUUAUAAACUUGUCUGAACAGAAAAAAGUAAGGAUCGGCCUUAAGUCACCAGGAUCUGAAGACUGAAGCUGACGUACCUUGCUGGGCAUUCUCUGUUAUUCAGCUGGAAAAAUAUUUUUAAGGGGAAAAUCCAACUCCCUCUUCUGCAAUCAUAGAGGGCUCUUUUGCAAUGAAGCCAGUGUGGGCCUGUCAUAGAACCUGUGGGAUGUUCAUAUACCCUGUGCAGCACUGAGCUGAAGUAGCCUCCCCGUAGUAUUAUUUUUUAUUAUUUGUAUUACUGUAGUGCCUAGGAGCUCUAAUCAUAAAUCAGGACCCCAUUGUGAUAGCUGCUGUUCAAACACAGAACAAAAAGGUGGUCCCUGCUCCAAAGAGCUUACAAUCUAAGCAUAGCAGCUCCACCGCCUGGAGGGUAGAUUCCUCUCUCUCUGCCCCCUUUACAUAUCCCUAGAGCAACUUGCCUAGGUACUCACACUGGAUGCUGGGGUCUGGAUUGGUUCCUAUAUGCAUACAAUUCCUAUAUGUGUCGGUGGGUUUUGAAAGACUUAAGCCCUGGUUCUCAGCCCCAGUUCUAGUUGCUUUGUUGUUCUCUGGAAGCACAAAGCAACAGGAAUGGCUCCUUAAAAGGCAGCUAGGAAUUCCUGUGUUGAAGAAAAAUCCUUGAGUGGCAUAUAAUGUGUGCAGUGCUAGAAUAAUGAUUCCUUAGGGGUCAGAAUAAACUGGUGUAAAUUAGA